Molecule: messenger RNA, 1805 nt
Organism: Sinocyclocheilus rhinocerous
Lineage: Eukaryota; Metazoa; Chordata; Actinopteri; Cypriniformes; Cyprinidae
Product: basic leucine zipper and W2 domain-containing protein 1-A-like
Exons: 12
Cellular component (GO): cytoplasm; membrane
Molecular function (GO): protein binding
Source: RefSeq, a predicted model, not a curated record
GGCGCACUGGCGCAGCAGUCUCUUCUCUUGCCAUCCGGGAGGGUUUUGUGUGUUGGGUUCGGACCUGCCAUUGUCUUGCUUUGUUCUUGGGUUCAAAAAGCCGUUUUUUAUCUGCAUUCAUAUCGGUGUCUUUUAUGAAUAAUCAAAAGCAGCAAAAGCCAACGCUUACCGGCCAGCGUUUUAAAACUCGGAAAAGAGAUGAAAAGGAGAGAUUUGACCCUUCUCAGUUUCAAGAAAGUAUUGUUCAAGGCUUGAACCAAACUGGCACAGAUUUGGAAGCGGUUGCAAAGUUCCUCGAUGCCUCCGGCGCCAAGCUCGACUACCGCCGGUAUGCUGAGACACUCUUUGACAUCCUGGUGGCUGGAGGAAUGCUGGAAAAAUAAUGCACACCCGACGCUUCGCGUCGUGGCUCUGAGUACUGCCUCUUCACGGCAAGUGAAGACCUGGAGACCAUGCAGGCUUACGCUCAGGUUUUUAACAAGCUGAUCAGGCGUUACAAGUACCUGGAGAAAGGGUUUGAAGAGGAGAUCAAGAAGCUGCUGCUGUUUUUAAAAGGGUUCACAGAGUCAGAGAGGAAUAAAUUGGCCAUGCUUACUGGAAUCCUGCUGGCCAAUGGCAAUAUAUCAGCCUCCAUCCUGAGCAGCCUCUUUAAUGAAAACUUGGUCAAGGAAGGUGUGUCUGCCGCCUUCGCUGUGAAACUGUUCAAAUCUUGGAUCAACGAAAAAGACAUCAACUCCGUUGCUGCUAGCCUGCGUAAAGUUGGCAUGGACAACAGGCUGAUGGAGCUGUUCCCUGCCAACAAGCGUAGCUGCGAACACUUCUCAAAAUAUUUCACCGACGCUGGGCUGAAAGAGCUCUCGGACUUCGCUCGCAACCAGCAGUCCAUUGGAGCGCGCAAAGAGCUUCAGAAAGAACUGCAAGAGCAGAUGUCCCGCGGCGAGACCCUCAAAGAUAUCAUUGCCUACGUUCGUGAAGAGAUGAAGAAAACGAGCAUCUCCGAGCAGACAAUGAUCGGCAUCGUGUGGACCAGUGUCAUGAGCACCGUCGAGUGGAAUAAAAAGGAGGAGCUCGUCACAGAGCAAGCCAUCAAACACUUGAAGCAAUACAGCCCACUGCUGAAGGCCUUCACCUCCCAGGGCCUGUCUGAGCUUACCCUCCUGCUGAAGAUCCAGGAGUACUGCUAUGACAAUAUCCACUUCAUGAAGGCCUUUCAGAAAAUUGUGGUGCUUCUUUACAAAGCUGAUGUUUUGAGCGAGGAGGUAAUUUUGAAGUGGUACAUGGAAGCCCACAUGGCCAAAGGAAAGAGUGUCUUCCUCGAGCAGAUGAAGAAGUUUGUAGAAUGGCUGAAGAACGCUGAGGAGGAGUCUGAAUCCGAGGAAGAGGAGGGAGACUAAAACACCAUGUCAACAGAAUGUUUUGUUACAGAAGUGCUUGUUUAAAAAAAAUGUUGCUUUUUUCUUUUUUCUUUUUUUUUGAUUCUACCUCCUGUUUUCAAACCAUAACAUUUAGAUGUCAUUUAAGGGCUUUAUGACAAAUGGUUAAUUUUAACAGAUUUUUCUAAUAUUGAGGUUUACACUUAAAAUAGCACAAAAGUUGUGGUCAACCUUUGUAAUUAUUUACUCACUCAAGGAACUUUUAAGUGUUGACAGUUUGGACAUCAUAAAUUAUUGGUAUAAUGAUUCCUUUAUGAAUUGACAUUCCAUUGAGUUUGAUCAGGCUGCCUUGUUUGCUUUUAAGAUGACCUUUUCUAUAUGGUAUUGAUGCCUUCAUGCCCUGUCAUGAUCAGUGUCCACAAAGGGGAAAAA